Molecule: messenger RNA, 1144 nt
Organism: Lacerta agilis (Sand lizard)
Lineage: Eukaryota; Metazoa; Chordata; Lepidosauria; Squamata; Lacertidae
Gene: C9H4orf33
Product: chromosome 9 C4orf33 homolog
Exons: 7
Coding region: 98-808 (236 amino acids)
Source: RefSeq, a predicted model, not a curated record
UAUAGUAAACACCCUCCAAAGCCAAUGGCUAUUCAGCUUUGUUAAUCUAACUGGUAUAUAAAGCAUAAUUUUUUGUUCUGCCCAAUAGCUUUUAAAAAUGAAUACUUUAUUUGCUGUGGCUUUUAUUGCUGCCUGCUUUCCUGACUUUGCCCACCACUUCGUGCUAAGCAGUGAAAGUGCUGUGUUCAGUGAUCAUGAGGCAAAAUUUCUGAGGGAUGAAACAAGACAGGUAGAAUAUAAAAUUGUAAAUUCCUGGGACAGCAUACCGGUUUUGCAUGCUCCAGUGACUAUCACAUUUAAACCUGGUGUUCAAGGCUUAGUAAUGGAAGUGAACUCCUUAUUCUUCGAUGAUCCUCCAGCUCCACCUGGUGAACCUGGAAAGCCUUUUGAUGGCCUUUGGGACUAUGAAGUGGCUGAAUCCUUCUUUUUGAAUAGUGCAACAAGAAACUAUCUGGAAGUGGAAGUCUGCCCGCAUGGCCAACAUCUUGUAUUACUUCUUUCUGCAGGAGAUUGUAUUGAGAAAGGACUUCCGUUGACAUUUAAAGCUGAUAUAAAUGGGGGCACCUGGAAUGGCACAGCAAUUAUUCCUUGGGACUACUUCCCCCCCGGUGUGGACAAGAUGAAUUCAUAUGCAAUCCAUGGGUCUGGGAUUGGGAGAAUGUAUGAGGCACUUUAUCCAGUACCACAAGAAGAGAUCAAAGAGGGGCAGGGCCCUGAUUUCCAUCGUCUAGAAUAUUUCAAAGAUUUCAGCCUGAAGGACAUAAUGGGAGAAGACUGGAACCAGCCUCCAUCAGAUCUGUGGUCAUAACUUCAUCAACCUCUAAAGUCAAGUCAAUCAUUGAGAAAAAUAAUUACAAAACACGUAACAAUGUGUUGUGCUUCAAUAUGAGAUGUCAAAUAUUUAAUUAGUUGUGUCGUUUCAUGGUUUUAGCGGGUCAGCCAAUUAAAAUAAAUGAAUUGAUUGGGCCUUUCAAUGUUUAUCUUGUUGACUUGCUCCAAAUAGACUUCAGGUUUCAAUAUACAUCACUCUUUAUAUAUCAUUGUUUCCCUCAGAUUCUUGCUCUUUGGUUUAAUACUUACUUUAAACCAAAGGUCAAGAGCUUGGUCAUCAUUUAUGUCAGGAACUUAUAUCUCACUCUUCAUA